UGAGAUGUAGCUGCGCUGGUUCCACCGAUGAGAUGCGCAGAGAGAGGAGGAGGAGGAGGAGAGGAAAUAAAGAUUAAUCUGUACUGGGGUGACACGGUGGUGAAGCGGGGGAACAGCAGGUGAGGCCGGUGGCUGUGAGUGAGGUUCGGACCUCCACCAGCAGGAGCUGUCUGCCUCCACAUCCGUCCGGACUCGUGGUGGUUUCAGCACCGGACAGCGGCCCGCAUUCCUGAGCCGCUCCUGGUGAUGCGCUUAGAUGUCUCCACAUCAACAAGCACCAACAAACUAGUCCUUAACUGAGACCAGACCAGCACCACAUCCCCCCCAACCUCCUUCUGCUCUCCAUAGGCUGAGUCCCCCUCGACCAAAGGCAUCAUGGGAAACCGGGGCAUGGAGGACUUGAUCCCGCUGGUCAACCGGCUGCAGGACGCCUUCAGCUCCAUCGGACAGGCCUGCAACCUGGACCUGCCACAGAUCGCUGUGGUCGGAGGUCAGAGCGCGGGGAAGAGCUCCGUGCUGGAGAACUUUGUUGGCAGAGACUUCCUGCCUCGUGGAUCUGGGAUUGUCACCCGCAGGCCCCUGGUUCUGCAGCUGAUCAGUUCAAAUGCUGAGUGGGCUGAGUUUCUUCACUGCAAGGGCAAAAAGUUCACCGACUUUGAUGAGGUUCGUCAGGAGAUCGAGUCAGAGACAGAUCGGGUCACAGGGGCCAACAAAGGAAUAUCUCCAGUCCCCAUCAACCUGCGGGUUUAUUCCCCUCAUGUGCUGAAUCUGACUCUCAUCGACCUGCCUGGGAUCACCAAGGUGCCGGUUGGAGACCAGCCUGCAGACAUUGAGCAACAGAUCAGAGAGAUGAUCAUGCAGUUCAUCAGCAGGGAAAGCUGCUUGAUCCUGGCUGUCACCCCAGCCAACACUGACCUGGCCAACUCUGAUGCCCUGAAGCUGUCCAAGGAGGUUGACUCCCAGGGUCUGAGGACUAUUGGAGUGAUCACCAAACUGGAUCUGAUGGAUGAGGGGACAGAUGCCCGAGAUAUUUUGGAGAACAAGCUGCUGCCUCUUCGAAGAGGGUACAUCGGCGUGGUGAAUCGCAGUCAGAAGGACAUUGAUGGAAAGAAAGACAUCAAGGCGGCUUUAGAAGCUGAGAGGAAGUUCUUCCUGACCCAUCCUGCGUACAGACACAUGGCUGAGAAAAUGGGCACCCCUCGUCUGCAGCAGGUGCUCAACCAGCAACUCACCAACCACAUCCGGGACACCCUGCCAGCGUUCCGCAGCAAGCUGCAGGCCCAGCUGCUGGCUCUGGACAAGGAGGCCGAAGAGUACCGGGGAUACCGGCCCGAUGACCCGUCUCGCAAAACCAAGCAGCUGUUGCAAAUGGUGCAGCAGUUCUCUGUGGACUUUGAGAAAAGGAUCGAGGGCUCCGGGGACCAGGUGGACACAGUGGAGCUGUCAGGUGGAGCUAAAAUAAAUCGCAUCUUUCACGAGCGCUUCCCCUUUGAGCUGGUCAAGAUGGAGUGUGAUGAGAAGGAGAUGCGACGUGAGAUCAGUUACGCCAUUAAGAACAUCCAUGGUAUCAGAACUGGACUUUUUACCCCAGAUAUGGCGUUUGAGGCCAUUGUGAAGAAGCAGGUUGUGAAGCUGAAGGAGCCUUGCGUUAAAUGUGUGGACAUGGUCAUCCAGGAGCUGAUCAACACUGUCCGCCAGUGCUCCAACAAGUUGGAGUGCUUCCCGAGGCUGCGCGAAGAAACAGAGCGAAUUGUGACGUCUCACAUCCGAGACAGAGAGAGUCGGGCCAAAGACCAGGUUCUGCUGCUGAUCGAUCUGCAGCUCUCUUACAUAAACACCAACCACGAGGACUUCAUUGGCUUUGCUAACGCACAGCAGAGGAGCAGUCAGACCAACAAGAGCCAGAGUUCAGCAGGAAACCAGGUUAUCCGUAAAGGCUGGCUGACCAUCAACAACAUCAGCAUCAUGAAGGGUGGAGCAAAAGAGUAUUGGUUUGUGCUGACGGCUGAGAGCCUCUCAUGGUUUAAGGAUGACGAAGAGAAAGAGAAGAAGUACAUGCUGCCCCUGGACAACCUGAAGGUCCGCGAUGUGGAGAAGAGUUUCAUGUCCAGCAAGCACAUUUUCAGCAUCUUCAACACGGAGUCCAGGAACGUGUAUAAGGACAAUCGCACCCUAGAGCUGGCCUGUGACUCUCAAGAUGACGUGGACAGCUGGAAAUCCUCUUUGCUCCGUGCCGGGGUCUACCCUGAGAAGACUGCCACGGUUGAGAGUGAGACAACCAGCACCACAGACAACUUCUCCAUGGACCCCCAGCUGGAGCGUAAAGUUGAAACCAUCCGUAACCUUGUGGACUCGUACAUGGCCAUCGUCAACAAGUGCAUUCGGGACCUGAUCCCUAAGACCAUCAUGCAUCUAAUGAUCAAUAAUGUGAAAGACUUCAUCAAUGCAGAACUGUUGGCCUGCCUGUACUCUGCAGGGGACCAAAACGCCCUGAUGGAUGAGUCCCAGGAGCAGGCCCAGAGGAGAGAUGAGGUGCUGAGGACUCACCAGGCCUUAAAAGAAGCCCUGGCAAUAAUUGGUGACAUCUCCACUACCACUAUCACUGUCCCCCUGCCUCCACCUGUCGACACCUCCUGGGUAGGAGGGUCCAGCGGGGGUCGCAGGUCUCCUCCUCCUAGCCCCACAGCGCCCAGAAGGAUGUCUUCAGGCCAACGACCAGCUGCCCGAGGGGCUCCUCCACCACCAAACCGUCCAGGACCCUUGGGACCCUUCAAUAACAGUGCUGAGAGCCCCCAGGCUCCCAGUCGCCCAAACAGGGCCCCCCCUAGCAUCCCCAGUCGACGGCCACCACCAUCUCCAACAAGACAAGCCCCUCCAUAAUCAGCUGGAGGGGUGACCUCCUCCCUUUCAUCCACCCCCUCCCCCCUGCAGUCCACAUCCCUCCUUCCUGAAGACACGCAGGUCCUUGUCCCCCCUGUGAAUCUCAGUUUCCUGCCAGGUGAAGACGUCUAUCUCUCGUCCAGCUCUCUCUGUACAGUGUGGUACAUGUCUCGUGGUGUAUGUGUACGUGCACUCGUUGCUCGCCUGUGAUAUAGGUCUGCUUAGCAGGUUCACUACUGUAUCAGUCCCUGGAACCAUCACCACCCCGGACAAAACCCUCCACCGAGUCAGCACCACCCCCACCAGCCCCAGCUUCUACAGAAGAAUAUACUGAGCACUCAUACUGCGAACGCAGCAUGGCGCAUCGGCUGCUUUUAUUGCAUGGGAGUGUGUGUCUGUAGAGUGUGUGCCUGUGUUUGUAUGUGUAUGAAUUGGGGGGGGGGGGGGACUUAUUUGCCUAUAUGUAGGCUGAGCUCUAUUCAGUAUUGUAUUAUUUAUUGUAUAAUGCCCUCCAAGUGUUAAAUAUCAGCUCCAUG
Molecule: messenger RNA, 3416 nt
Organism: Nematolebias whitei (Rio pearlfish)
Lineage: Eukaryota; Metazoa; Chordata; Actinopteri; Cyprinodontiformes; Rivulidae
Gene: dnm3b
Product: dynamin 3b
Exons: 21
Coding region: 376-2880 (834 amino acids)
Cellular component (GO): membrane; cytoplasm; microtubule
Molecular function (GO): GTP binding; GTPase activity; microtubule binding
Source: RefSeq, a predicted model, not a curated record